Molecule: messenger RNA, 755 nt
Organism: Ambispora leptoticha
Lineage: Eukaryota; Fungi; Glomeromycota; Glomeromycetes; Archaeosporales; Ambisporaceae
Source: the annotation of a GenBank genome assembly
AUGCACAAACAAAAGAUCACGAACAACAAUAAUAAUAGCUUACCACCAAUACAUUCCGCCAUUCCCACAUUUGCAGAUGAACAAGAACUUCAUCUUCCUUCGUUUCUAGAUAAUAAUUCUGCCCCAUCACCUAAUUCUCUACCACCGUUACAAAUACCAAAUUCCAUAAAUGAUUCUCGGAUGUCGAUAAAUCGACUGGUUAAUGAUGCAGCGGAACCAGCAGAUGAUGUAUUGGGUGCCGCUCAAGUAUUGGAGACUUUGAGACGGGGAGCAGUAGAUGUUCCAGCACCCGUUGAACCCUCACCUGUGCCAAAUUCAUCAAAUACGAACGUUGGAUUGAGACAUCGAUUACCAGCAAUCCCGCUCGUCAAUCGAGCACUUGGUUUAUAUGAACAGGGUAAAGAAAAAAGUUCAAUUUUCAAGACUAGUGCAGAUGCGCUUGAAUCAUCAUUCAAAGCGAUAUCAACAAAAAUUCCACAGAUUGAGCAAUUGGAUGAGUAUGCUUGUCGUGGUCUUGAUAAAUUGGAAGAGAGAUUUCCAGGGGUUAUUGAACCAACAAAUAACUCCCGACAAACUGGUGGAUUUAAUGGCAUAGGAGAGGAUAACAUGCAAGUGUCAAUGCCAACUCUUCAAAAUCAUCAUCAACAUCUCGAUAUAUCAAUGAAACGUCAACCACGUGGUAGCAGUGAACUAUCGAGCAGAAGUUCAUCACCAUCUUAUCGUGCAAGGCCUCAUCGUACAUCACAAUCCAAUGG